Scomber japonicus (chub mackerel) is the source of this 837-nucleotide messenger RNA. RefSeq lists its product as uncharacterized. The record is from RefSeq and is a predicted model, not a curated record. Bases 1 to 837 code for a protein of 278 amino acids. Gene Ontology annotation, biological process: cell surface receptor signaling pathway. NCBI's taxonomy places the organism in Eukaryota, Metazoa, Chordata, Actinopteri, Scombriformes, Scombridae. Gene Ontology annotation, molecular function: transmembrane signaling receptor activity. The transcript is spliced from 4 exons.
AUGACUCCCAGCAGCUCUCAGUUUUUUGAAUAUAAAUCGUUCUCUCUGCGCUGUGAGGAGGACGACGGCUCCACUGGAUGGACAAUGAUGAGGAACACCAAAAAACGACAGAGGACUAAGUGUGGAGUUGACUGGGGAAGUUCAGCUGGUUCCUUCUGUAACAACACUGUAACAUUCCGCUGGGAUACUGGAGUUUACUGGUGUGAGUCCAGAGAAGGAGCAACCAGUAACAGCAUCAACAUCACUGUCACAGGUGGACCAGUGAUCCUGCAGAGUCCUGUCCUCCCUGUGAUGGAUGGAGAUGAUGUCACUCUGCACUGUAAAACAAAGACCUCCAACCUCCCAGCUGAUUUCUAUAAGGAUGGCUCCCUCAUCAGGACUGAGCCUGCAGGUCACAUGACCAUCCACCAUGUUUCCAAGUCUGAUGAAGGCCUCUACAAGUGUGACAUCAGCAGUCAUGGAGAGUCUCCAUCCACCUGGAUCAUUGUCACAGGUGGGAUUCUCUCUACAGAAAAACCUGCAACCACAGCCCCGCCCCCUGCAUCAACGACCUCAUCCCUCAUAUCAGCAACCCCACCUCCUGCAUAUGAAGCCCCGCCCUCCGACUCUGCAGCCCUGCCUGUCUCACCAACCCUCCAGCUUGUGUUCACACUGAUCCGCCACUUAGUAGUGGUCUGUCCGUACUUCAUCUCCACUCUCCUCAUGGUGUCUUUAUAUCGACACAGAUCCACAGGAAACAACUUUUCCGUCUCCAUGACAACACCCCUGCCUGACCAAGCUGCAGGUAGACUGGCCGAGGACUAUGAUGUGGAAGUCACCACCGAGCAUCAGUUCUGA